This is a messenger RNA of Yarrowia lipolytica CLIB122, 1359 nucleotides long. RefSeq lists its product as uncharacterized. Gene Ontology annotation, biological process: nucleotide-excision repair, DNA gap filling; DNA synthesis involved in UV-damage excision repair; DNA strand elongation involved in DNA replication. Gene Ontology annotation, cellular component: delta DNA polymerase complex; nucleus. Gene Ontology annotation, molecular function: DNA-directed DNA polymerase activity. NCBI's taxonomy places the organism in Eukaryota, Fungi, Ascomycota, Dipodascomycetes, Dipodascales. The record is from RefSeq and is a predicted model, not a curated record.
AUGGACGCCAAAGAGUACCUGACGGUGGCGAUUUCCGGCGAACAGCUUUCGGUCAGCUAUGCGAUGCUAAGCCGCAAAUUCGACAUUGCACCGAAACAGGCUCGCGAAGUACUCACCGAGUACGUGGAGUCCAACAAGAGCGACAACUCGCUGCACGUCACAUACUGCCUGCGAGGCGUCAAGAGGCACGGUGUCUCGACGAUUGAGCUGUGUGACGGCUCUGAGAUCGCCACAAAACGAUCCGAGUUCAACGAGCCUGUUUCGCAGCUCAUUUACUCGGUGUCGGCCUCUCCAACCACCACGACCAUUCUCUAUAACAUGGCUCUUGAGGCGUCGUCUAUGGGUCCUAACAAGUUUGCCAUUGUGAGUGAGCUUGUUGAAGGCGUUGAUUUGACUCCCACCAAGCCCGUCAUAAAGGAUGAUUCGCCUCCUGUGGCAGCAGCUGCUUCUAAGCCCCUUAUUACGACUGCUCCUGCCAAGAAGCCUGCUGCUAAACAGAAGCCCAAGCUGGAUUUCUUUGGUGGUAAGAAGAAGGAGGCCAAGGAAACGACGCCUGCGAAGCACGAGAAGAAGGAUGAUCACAAGGAGGCUGUGAAGGACGUCAAGAAGGAGACUACACCCAUCAAGGAAGAGAAGGCGGCACCCGUCAAGGAGGAAAGGAAGGAAACCAAGGCACCCAAGGGCAAAUCCGUCCUAGACGCAGUCAAGGAGGGCAAGAAGAACGAACCCAAGCCCAAGGAGCCCGCGCCUAAGUCAAAGAAACAGCUGGAGGCUGAAGAGGCCGAGAAGAAACGACAGAGGGAGCUGGAGGAGGCAUUGUUUGCAGACGAGGAUGAAGAUUUUGAUAUUCCCGUGAAGCAACCUGUGAAGAAGGAGGAGCCUGAAAAGGAGACCAUCAAGGAGGAGCUCCAGGAGGAUCUGGAGAAGGCCGAGAAGGAUACAUUGACGGAUGCCCAGAUGAUUGCUGGUGGGGAACUCGACGUUACCACUGAAGACGUUGAGAUGGGCGACGAUGACAAUGGUAACAAGGAGGACGUUGAAAUGACCGACGUCCACAUGACUAACGACGGAGAGGAUGUUCAUACCACAACCACCACUGCCAAGAGAGGAAAGAAGAAGGUGAUAAAGAAGGUGCAGGAGCUGGACGAGGACGGAUACGUGACUUACAAAAAGGUUGAAACGUGGGAGUCAUGCGAUGAGGAUGAAGACGAAAGUGGCCUCAAGGAGGAGGUCAAGAGGGACGUGAAGAAGGAGGUUAAGAAGGAAGUCAAGAAAGAGUCGCCUGAGCCAGCAGCAGGAGCCAAGAAGAGCAAGAAGGCGAAUAAGCAGAGCUCUCUGAUGAGCUUCUUCAAAAAGUAA